This is a messenger RNA of Schizosaccharomyces japonicus yFS275, 819 nucleotides long. RefSeq names its product fungal protein. NCBI's taxonomy places the organism in Eukaryota, Fungi, Ascomycota, Schizosaccharomycetes, Schizosaccharomycetales, Schizosaccharomycetaceae. The coding region runs from base 108 to 452 and encodes 114 amino acids. The record is from RefSeq and is a predicted model, not a curated record. The transcript is spliced from 2 exons. Gene Ontology annotation, cellular component: preribosome.
AACCCUAUUCUCCCUCUCCUCGUUCUCCGCCUCCUGCCACUUCUCCAGAACCAAAAACUACAAAACGCUGUUUGGCUUGGUUUGACCGUUUCUAUAUCACAAAUACCAUGGCAAAGUCCCUUCGUUCGAAAAGUGUGAGAAGAAACAAGCGUCUGUUGAGAACAAAUGUCUUUCAGCCUGUGAUUGACGACCGGACGAACCGUCUUGCCGACCGUCUGCGUGACCAAGUCAACGAUUUGACUGACAAGAAGGAUAAUAACGUUGCCGAGGCUGCCCAAAAAGAAGUUGUCGACGCGUCGGCCGACCAAAUGAUGACUGACGAGGCGAAAUCAAAGGCCAGCGUUUCCACCUCUGGCCCUCGUAACAGCAACCGUGACAUUUGGGCUAAAAAACACUUGAAAAAGGGUGGUCGUCAGAAAAAGAGCAAAUUUGCCAAGUUUUUGAAAAAGUAAAUGCCGCGUGUGCGGGUUUUACGCGUGUCACAAGGCGACCUCUAGUGGUUCUUAUUACUGUUACUACUUCGUUGUCCUACGACAACGCUUUGUGACGCGUCAUUUGUAUUCAUGGAUGGGUUCGGACUGGUUAUACGGGUUCAGGCGGAUGCAUUGCCUGCACCUUGGCUUUCGCACUUUUGGGUUUCGGUUCUUCCUUACUAUUCUUCUUCGUCCUUGUUCGACAGUGUUUUUUCCGUAGUUUAAAUUCUCGUUCUCAUUUUUGUGCUGGAAAAGGAUCUGCGCCCGUAGAUCAAUUCUCGGUGAUUUUUCUUCGGUACUUUGUGUGUGAUCUGCAUGCACUUUUUUGCCGGCUGCAGAUCCUCCA